GCAUCUGUCGGUCCAGUGAAACUUAGGUCCGUAUGUUAUCUCGGCGGUCCAGUCAGUCCAACUGGGAAUGAACACAUCGCCAAGCAACAUUACGAAGUAGGUGGUGAAAGGAACCAACCAAACCGAGACCACAACCAGUUGAACGUCAAGCUUCGCUGUGGUGUUCAUCGUCAGUCAGUCAGUCUUCUCUCGUAACAUGGUCGCAGCAACGAAAUCCUGUACGUGGCAUACGACGGCGAUCCUGGUGCUGUUGCUGAUCGGCCUGGCCGGAACUCAACAGCAACCUCAGCAGCAGCAACAACCUCCGCAGCAGCAGCAAGCGGAACAGCAGGAGUCACGACCAUGGUACGAAGCCCUUCCGGCGGUGGCCAUGGAUUACAAGGUGCACAUUGAGGCUGGAAAAGAAGACUGCUACUUUCAGUACGUCCAACCGGGCAGCACUUUCUACGUCAGCUUUCAGGUGAUCCGGGGUGGUGACGGAAUGGCCGGAUUUGCCGUGCGGAAUCCACGGGGUGAGAUUGUGCACCCGUACCAGUGGCAGGCGUCCAGCGAUUACACCGACGGAUCGUCGAUGGGUGGAUACUAUGCCGUGUGUAUCGAUAACCAGUUUGCCAAAUUUGCGUCGAAGCUCGUGAAUCUGUACCUGACGGUGAUCCGGUACGACGAGUGGGAGAAGUACACCAAGGAGAUUGAGGAUUUGAACGUGAACAUUAACAACUUUACGGGCACAAUCUCGACGGUGGAGCGCAACCUGAACGCCAUGUUCCAGUACCAGUCGCACUCGCGGAACACCGAAGCUCGCGACUACGCGCUGAUCAUCGACAACAACUCGUACGUGCAAAGCUGGUCCCUGCUGCAGAUCGUCGUCAUCAUCCUGACCACCUCGGUGCAGGUGUACUUUGUGCGGAAGCUGUUUGACGUGAAGAGCGGCACGAGCACCAAGAUGCGGAUUUAGAGGAAGGGGAGUUUUGAGGGGAAUACCCAGGUUGUGAAGCAGCGCGAAUAUCAUUCCAACAAACAAAUAGAAACCAGCUACCAGCGCACAACGAAUGAUGAGUGAAGUAUUUUUUUUUUAGUUUUCUUUAAUUAUAACAGCAUGUUUCUUGAGAUUUAAAAAAGGCUAAUUAAGAUGCACGGUUAGUCACAGACGGUUCGUAUAGUAGCUCCAAAAGAAGAAUGAUCGAUUUUAUGGUCGUGUUUCCAGAUUUGAUACUUAUGGUCGAGAUAGUUUGUCUCGUCACUUAAAAAGUGAAAACAGUUCAUUUUGUAAUUUGUGCGUCCGAAUGCAAUAUAUAUUCUGUUUAUCAAUAAACAAAUGUACAUUAAA
Molecule: messenger RNA, 1327 nt
Organism: Culex pipiens pallens (northern house mosquito)
Lineage: Eukaryota; Metazoa; Arthropoda; Insecta; Diptera; Culicidae
Gene: loj
Product: transmembrane emp24 domain-containing protein 5
Exons: 3
Coding region: 197-955 (252 amino acids)
Biological process (GO): intracellular protein transport; endoplasmic reticulum to Golgi vesicle-mediated transport; Golgi organization
Cellular component (GO): endoplasmic reticulum; COPII-coated ER to Golgi transport vesicle; endoplasmic reticulum-Golgi intermediate compartment
Source: RefSeq, a predicted model, not a curated record